Parastagonospora nodorum SN15 is the source of this 1552-nucleotide messenger RNA. RefSeq lists its product as hypothetical. The record is from RefSeq and is a predicted model, not a curated record. Gene Ontology annotation, biological process: polysaccharide catabolic process. Bases 119 to 1513 code for a protein of 464 amino acids. The transcript has 4 exons. NCBI's taxonomy places the organism in Eukaryota, Fungi, Ascomycota, Dothideomycetes, Pleosporales, Phaeosphaeriaceae. Gene Ontology annotation, molecular function: chondroitin hydrolase activity.
CGCUAGACAAGACUUGCUCGUCUACUAUUGAUCCGUAAGAAGACGACAAGACAUCGAUCAUAUUCGUGUACUGUCUCGCGUCAUUGCGUCUGAAUCGUUCAACAUAGCUGAACUCGACAUGGUCGCCGCGGCAUCACAAGUAAAGGAGGGAAAGAUCGCAAGGCAUGUAAAAGGUGUAGACCUUGGCGAAGUCUACUCGGAGAAUGUAGUGGCAAAGAUAGUGCAGGUUGCACAAAGAGGCUUUAAACAAAAGGCCCCCCUCGCUUCAUAUCCACAUACAGUACCCCAAGAAGGACCUGAUUCUGGGAAGUAUGAAGAACGAGAAGCGGAUUUCUGGACUUGCGGCUUCUUCCCCGGCGCAGUAUAUGCCAUCCUCGAGCGUGCCAUGAGGUAUCCUCAGGCACUCGAUGUUCCGGAACAUGUGCGAUCGCAUGUACAGGAGCAGUUGCUCAAGCUUGGGAGACACUAUGGUGUCGCCAUUAACCAAAUGUCCAGCCGAAGAGAUACGCAUGACAUGGGCUUCAUUGUACAGCCAGCAUUACAGAAAGACUGGGAGUUGACCGGAAACCAAGAAAGCCUGCAGUCUGUCGUGAACGCAGCAUAUGCGCUAGCUUCGAGAUACGAUGACCAGGUGAAAGCGAUCCGGAGUUGGGAUGUUGCGAUCAACGAUCGAUACUCAAUCACCGAUAUGGAUACCAACUUCCUCGUCAUUAUUGAUAGCAUGUGUAAUCUGGACCUGCUUUACUUCGUUGGACACCUUAAAGACGACCAAUCUCUCAUCGACAUUGCAACUCAACAUGCGGACUCCAUCAUUCAUGAAAUCUUGAGGCCAGACUUCUCUAGCUACCAUCUCGUAAACUUUGACCCAAGGACUGGGCGGCCGCAGGCAAAAAUGACGAACCAAGGCUGGAGAGAUGAGUCUACAUGGAGCCGAGGCCAGGCAUGGUCCAUCAUGGGAUUCGCGCAAACAUACAGCUGGACUAAAGACGUAAAGUAUCUCAAGACAGCGAUUGGAUGCGCGGAGUAUUUCCUGCAGAGGAUGAAAGAAGGCGAAGGGAAAUGGCAUCACCAUAUGAUACCACUGUGGGACUUUCACGCGCCACAAGAAAAUCCCCAGGAGCCUUUACGCGAUGUUUCCGCCGGUGUGAUAGCUGCAAACGGUCUUCUCAUCCUCCACCAAUCUCUCCAAGCUCUUCCGACGAGCGCCGCCACAGAGAUAUCUGGAAACACCAACUUCCUCGACAUCGCAUUACAGAUUGUGUCAGAGACGCUUGACAUGUCGUACGAUCAAGAUCUAGCAUCUUUCCAGGUGCCGGAGAAGGGCAUGGUGAAUGGAAACAGCGUUACCGACGAGCUGAAAGUGAAAGAAAGUGGAUUCGAGUGCUUACUUAGGAACAGUACCACAAAUUGGAAUCCAGAUGCCCACAAGAAGUACAAGGAUCAUGGGCUGGUGUACGCAGAUUACUAUUUACUUGAGUUCGGUAACAAACUCCUGAGAGCGGGAUUGUUAUAGAGUAUAUGUACAUCGAUCAAUAGAGGACUCUCUUAUCUC